Cylas formicarius (sweet potato weevil) is the source of this 1821-nucleotide messenger RNA. Its product is annotated as lipid scramblase CLPTM1L. Lineage: Eukaryota; Metazoa; Arthropoda; Insecta; Coleoptera; Brentidae. Gene Ontology annotation, cellular component: membrane; endomembrane system. The coding region runs from base 204 to 1784 and encodes 526 amino acids. The record is from RefSeq and is a predicted model, not a curated record. The transcript has 5 exons.
AUUGUCUUCUAUAUAUUCGCUUAAUUUUGGUUUUGACGGGCCUCCCAAAGUCAGCGAUAACCGAUUAAUGAUAUCGCGUCGGGAGAUAAGUAUCCAUCAACAUACCGUUGAAAAGCUCGUGGUCGAUUGGGAACCGCCUCGGUGACAUUUGAACUACCGACCGAUCGACGUGUAAACGUAAAGGUUAAGGUUAAAACCGAAAGAUGCCCAAAUUUUCUCUAAGUUUGGUGCUCACGGUCCUGUUUUUCUUGUUCGUGGCGCGUUCGAUUUACAGCCUGUACAGCGUUUUCGAUUCCCCGCGAUGUAAGGCGGGUGAUGUCUGUUACCAUUCUUAUUUAAAUGGGAACCCGCAACUCGAUCUGCUCGUCUACCUCUCCGAUAACUCGAAAUCGGGUGAUUUCGAAUUGAUUUUGCACGUGGGCGGCUUCGAUUACCGGGAGCCCUACGAGAAGGAAAUCACGAUCGACGUGCCUCCGUCCGCUAGGAACAACGGGACUCUGUUUAUACAUACCCUAUUUGUUCCUAGUAAAGCCGAGACGGUGCACUCGCCGAAACGGCUGCCGCGUUCCGACGAGGCCGCCUACGUAAAGGGCAAGCUCACGAAAUAUGCGGUGCCCCAGAGUGAGACUUUCAAUCUGCUCAAGCAGACCCAAACCGAGCACAAAUUCAAGCCGGUCGCUCACCUGCGCAGCAGAUACGCGGUGCUCAUGUGCACCGAAGAAUUGCACAUUCCGAGACAAGACAUUCCCAUUGAGAUAAUGCAACACAUGCGGGUGACUUCCAAUAAAAUUUUACUACCCAUAGCGGUUCAGGAUUUUUUAAACAUGCGACUCAGGGAUUUGAAGGAAAUAAAACCCGACACCAGGACCAUGACUUUUGCGUUCGUGUACAACCCCGCGACGUUGGGGAAGAUGCGCUUUUUCGCCCAAAUGGAGGUGUCCCUGAAGCAGUUUCUGCAGCUCGGCUUCACCGAGAAAGACUUGGACGAGGUCAAGGGCGUGUUUGCGGAUACGAAUUUGUACUUGCUGUGCGCGACCAUGGCCAUCGGCAGCAUUCACCUCCUCCUCGAUUUCUUGUCCUUCAAAAACGACGUCAGCUUUUGGCGGUCGCAAACCUCCAUGGCGGGUCUAUCCACCCGCACCGUGCUGUGGCGCGCAUUUUCCCAAUUCAUGGUCUUUCUUUACCUCCUGGACGAGGGCACGUCGCUCCUCGUGCUGAUACCGAGCGGAAUCGGCACCCUUAUAGAAUUUUGGAAAGUCAAUAAAGUGUGCAAAACGAAAAUGUCGCUCUCGUGGGCGGGCCUGAGUUUCAAGCAAGACGUUCACGAGUCGGCGGAGGAGGCCGAGACGCGUAAAUACGACGAGGAGUGCAUGAAAUACCUCAGCUAUCUCCUCUACCCUCUCUGCAUGGGCGCCGCCAUCUACUCCCUAAUGUAUCAACCUCACAAAAGUUGGUACUCCUGGACGAUUAACAGUCUGGUGAACGGGGUGUACGCUUUCGGGUUUCUCUUCAUGCUGCCCCAGUUGUUCAUCAACUAUAGACUAAAGUCGGUCGCUGCGUUGCCGUGGCGAGCGUUCACGUACCGCGCCUUCAACACGUUCAUCGACGACAUAUUCGCGUUCAUUAUAACCAUGCCCACGGCUCACAGGUUGGCCUGUUUCAGGGACGAUGUCGUUUUUUUGGUGUACCUUUACCAAAGGUGGUUGUAUCCGGUCGAUAAGUCGCGCACCGACGACAUGACCGGCGAAGUAGUACCCGAAAACGAAAAGAAGAAGAAGAAGUAGUAAGGACGAAUUAUUUAUCUAUUUUAAUUAAAAUCUU